Messenger RNA from Amyelois transitella, 980 nucleotides. RefSeq lists its product as uncharacterized. The coding region runs from base 27 to 920 and encodes 297 amino acids. The transcript is spliced from 2 exons. The record is from RefSeq and is a predicted model, not a curated record. NCBI's taxonomy places the organism in Eukaryota, Metazoa, Arthropoda, Insecta, Lepidoptera, Pyralidae.
UCGAGGGAAUAACGCGUAUCAUCAAAAUGUGUUAUUGCAACAGUGGUGUCGAAUUGGGAAAAACCAUCGCAAUAUGUGUAUUAGGAAGCACGGUCAUUAUACUUUCCCUUAUAAUAGCUGUUUUACUGUACAAAAUAAGAACGCAAAACUACAAAGUGAUGUUAGAAGAAACUGCAGUUUUGACGACUGAACAAACAACAAGAAAAGAUUAUUCUCCACAAGUUUCUAAUGAAGCAAACAUGCCGUUUGAAAUUAAUUUUGAUACAUUGAAAAAGAAAACAAAGGAAACUGAAACAUUUCUCAUUGUAGAUGAAUCGGAAAAUACUAUACAACAUAAUCCAAUUAAUGGAGCAAAUUAUGUUCACGAACUAAAAUCACAUUUACUUAAAUCACGACAAGCUAUCAUACAGCGAGACGAAAUACAUAAAAUAUGUGAAAAUGAAUUAAGUAAGACACAUCAAAUGAACAGUACUAUACAGGAUUACAAAAUUACAACACUUGAACGACCAAGUUUUAAGAUACCAGUAUCCGAAAUAGUUAAAUCUUCAUCUGCACGUCAGUUAUUAAAAGUUGAUGAAGAAAAAGAUCAAUUUCCUACUGCGAGACCACUUGAUAAAAGCAUGUGUAAUACUAUAGCUUUCAAAAAUAUCGAAUAUUUGAAAACUGUACAAAAUGAAGAAUCAAAUAUAAAGAAUUCAUUCACAGAAAAAGAAAAACAUGCAUCUGUCUCUGGACUUUUAGAAACGGAUGAAGAAUACGACGAAGUUCCAAUUUCAAGACCUGUAGUUGAAGAGUUCUAUGAUGUAGUAACAAUGCCAAAGCAUAUAAUCUUACACGACCAAGAUACGAAUUAUUUGUCAUUUAUAACUGACCAAAGAGAGGUUGAGCCUUGCUAUAUCAAUGCAAACUUGAAUUUAUAAGGGAUGGUCAUAAACGAUUGACUGAAUGAUGGAUAACUUAAAGUCUGUGUGUGUAAAGUA